AACCAUCUAAUUAGGUGUUCAAAACUUCCAGAAGAAAUGCCCUGGGGAAGCCCCACAAAGGCAGACAGCUAGAGUUCCUGAUGGAGUCCCUGUGAAAGUGUCCCUAGUGUAGGGCUUCCAAGUAAAGACUGAACAGCAGCAGACAGAGACAACAUCACCAAGUUGAGGGCUCUUAAACAUCUAGAAGAAACCAACAGGGAAGUUGAGGCAGUCUGCUAAGUCCCCCACUGAGCUUUCUCUCCAUGAAUGAGCGCGAUUACCUGGCCACACUUCCCCACUGCAGCCAUUGUAUCUCGGGAUAAACAAUAGGCACAUCUGAUGGAAGGAAGCACUUGGCCUCCAGCUAUUCUCAAGGACACAGAGCUCUUACUGUUCUGUCCCCUUACCCUCACCUGCAUCGCCACAGAAUUGGGAGUUUGGCACCUGUCCCCAGACAAGGAGCCUUGGAGGACAAAUACUCCUGGAUCUGAAAAGCAGAGGCUGGGGAGAGGACACGGGGCCAGGACCAGCUCCUCCGUGAGCUCUAGCAGCAUACAACGGUUUUCCAAUGAAAUACGCUUUACACUAUAAACAGUGUGUAAACCCGGAGUGUCCACGACAGGCAGCUUCAUAGCCAGAAAGAAGACCAGUGUUUCCAGGACAGCCAGUGAAGAUGCGAUGGCGUUACAAUAGAUGCUGACCAGUUCCCAAAAGCCACCAGAGCCUCUACCUCACAAGGAGAGCAGCCCAUCUUCACCACGCGAGCGCACGUCUUCCAGAUUGACCCCAGCACCAAGAAGAACUGGGUGCCGGCAAGCAAGCAGGCCGUCACUGUUUCCUACUUCUACGAUGUCACCAGGAACAGCUAUCGGAUCAUCAGUGUGGAUGGAGCCAAGGUAAUCAUAAACAGCACCAUCACCCCGAACAUGACGUUCACCAAAACUUCACAGAAGUUCGGGCAGUGGGCUGACAGCAGGGCCAACACCGUGUUCGGUCUGGGAUUCUCCUCAGAGCAGCAGCUCACAAAGUUUGCAGAGAAAUUCCAGGAGGUAAGAGAAGCUGCCAGGUUAGCCAGAGACAAGUCCCAGGAGAAAAUCGAGACGUCAAGUAAUCAUUCCCAAGAAUCUGGGUGUGAAACCCCGUCUUCCACUCAGGCAUCCAGCGUCAAUGGGACAGAUGACGAGAAAGCCUCCCAUGCGAGUCCGGCCGACACACACCUCAAGUCUGAGAAUGACAAGCUGAAGAUCGCUUUGACACAGAGUGCUGCCAAUGUGAAGAAGUGGGAGAUCGAGCUGCAGACCCUGCGGGAGAGCAAUGCCCGGCUGACCACCGCGCUGCAGGAGUCGGCGGCCAGUGUAGAACAGUGGAAGCGGCAAUUCUCCAUCUGCAGAGAUGAGAAUGACAGGCUCCGCAGCAAGAUUGAGGAGCUGGAAGAACAGUGCGGUGAGAUCAACAGGGAGAAGGAAAAGAACACCCAGCUGAAGAGGAGGAUUGAGGAGCUGGAGUCAGAGGUCCGAGAAAAGGAAAUGGAGUUGAAGGAUCUCCGCAAACAAAGUGAAAUCAUACCUCAGCUCAUGUCCGAGUGUGAAUAUGUCUCUGAGAAGUUAGAGGCUGCAGAAAGAGACAAUCAAAACUUGGAAGACAAAGUGCGGUCUCUAAAGACAGACAUCGAGGAGAGUAAAUACCGGCAGCGCCACCUGAAGGGGGAGCUCAAGAGCUUCCUUGAGGUGCUGGACGGAAAGAUCGAUGACCUCCACGACUUCCGCCGAGGGCUCUCCAAGCUAGGCACGGAUAACUAGGGUGGGGCGGAGCCUAGAUGGAGAGUGGAAAGCGUGUGUGAGAGAUGAAGUGGACAUAGGGCAUUCUCCGUUUGCUUCUGUAAUGCGGGUGCGUUCUGUCUGUCUCCAGGCCAGUCGUGCCGUCCACUCGCUCCUCCAGAAUAGAAAAUCUCUUGCUUCUCUGGCUUUGUGAGGUCGUGGACACCUGGAAGCUUCUGACUCAGGAAUCCAGAACGGUCUACCUUAGCCGUUUACGCAGUCAGGGCAGGGACAUUCAGAUCUUCCCUUAAGGGCUGUUGCAACCCUAUGAACUGGGGAUGGGGGAAGUAUUUUCUAAUCCAAGUAUCAUUAACCUUUACAACAGGCCUUUGGGCGCCUUCCGCUGCGUGGCACUCAGUGUGUAAGACUCUAGAUUCCAGACCGGGAGCACGUGGAGGGAACAUCUUUUCCCAGGAUGCAUUCUGUUCCUUUAGCAGAGGUAGCUAACCUUUCGAAGUUAUGACAGAUUUCACACUCAAAAACUGCACAAUUGAUCUACCCAAAAAGAAAUAAUUAUUAAAAAAAAAAAAACCCUAACAUAUUUUAAGUAAAUACACUGUUUUGGGUUGGAGCGCAUUCAUAGUUACCCUCAGCUGCAUGUGGCCUUUGGACUGUAGGCCACACAAACCUACUUGAAAGGAACCAUUUAAUGGAGACUUGUCCAGUGGGAAGACAAACCAGAAGUUUUGGCGUGCGCUUACUGACAAGGAAUUACUUGUACCUACUCUGACCCAUCCUCCCCUGAUUUGUCACGGUUGCAACAAUGUUUUUUUGUUUGUUUGUUUUGUUUUUGUUUUGUUUGCUUUCCUUUUUAAAUUUCAGAACAGAUGCUUGAGCUGUUGGAACAGAAUGCAGGGAGGGUGUCUAGCACAGUCUGGGCACAUAAUAGGUGCUUAAUAAACAUUCGUUCACUUAAACAUAUAAACAGAAUUUAGUGUUUUAAUCAGACCGCACAGCAGAGUUCAGACCCUUGUUGAACAACACAUCGUUUCUGUUGUGCUGAAGUAAUUAUCAGAAACAAAUGCAGUUUACUGUACUCAAACCUAGACUUAGCUCUGAGGCUCAGACUGUGGCAAGGUGAUCAUCAUAGGCUACUCUGAGGCCCUCCUGCAGGGCCCCAGCCACGAUCCCUCUAGAAGACAUUGCCUUUGGGCCACCUUCUCUUCCAGGCAGAGGACCUGUAGUUAGAGGCUUUCUGGAUACUAGGAGAGCAUGGUGUAGGAGCUACCCUGGGCUUAGAAAGUAGGCUGUGCUCCCCAUAAUGGGUUUGAACAAUAGCAGAGCCUUCCUACAGGCCACGGGGUGAGGGCCCCUUGGGUGGCAGCCCUUAGCCUCAGUGAUGGAGACAUUCCUCCCAGGUCCACCUUUCCUUUUCCAGUUCCUGCUAAGGAAGGGUCUGCAGCCAAAAGGCUCUCUUUCUGCUCACAGAGAACUUCUUAGUGGGGUCAUUGGACAUUCUGGUCCAUGGGCAUUCCUCCUGUGAGAGAUUGCACACAGGAGGCAAACUGUGCUAAGUCCAACCCCCAACCCUUCUGAAUGCCUUGGGCAAGAGAAACAUUGGUUUCCUACACCUCUAAGACCCCUCUAGAUGUGUCCACAUGGGAUCAGAAAUUCUUCCUCCUGAAUGAGAAAACAGCCUGAGGAAGGGGCUAGAUCUGCAUGUUCAAGACCCAAGCCCUGUGGACACUUCCAAGUCCUCAUCUUUCCUUGCAGUGGCUGACGAGUUGCUCUGAGCAAGGAACUCGACUGGGAUAAGAAAGGAAGGCUGGUGAUAUGGAAGGCUGAGGUAUAUUAGGGCAGGGGUGACACCAUCCAGUCAGGAUACUUUUUAUGCAACAGAGCGGUCACCUCUGCUGUAAUUCAGCCCAGGGUACUGCCAGUCCUGCCUUUCCCACAGUUUCCAGUAGUUCUCAAGUCAGUAGCAGCCGCUAACUCUGCUGCACCAAGAGAACAUAGACUGGGUUAGCCAUGACCCAGCAUUGGGCUAAAGGGAACAUGGCUCCCAAGAGUAGUGGACACUGGGACCCUCAGCUUCAGAUGAGCCUCCGUCUGCAGGAAACAUGGUCAUGUAGAAGAUGCUCUCUUGUCUGACUGGAGGUAUGACCUGCUGACAUGAUCACAUGAGGACACUUGCUAAAGCCACUGAAUCAGAAACGCAGAAAAUUCUAGAAGUUCUGAGCAUCGUGGGCUGGCUGUAAGGUUGGAACCCAUGAUCCCUGUUGUUAGCCACUCGGGGGUUUGGCAAGCUUCUUGUAGCCAGUAGGCAGGGGAAAUAGAGUUUUUAUACUCUUGGACCCAAGCAGCCCCCAAACUGCCACAACUCAUGAGCCUAAGAGACUACAGUCUCCCCUGAAGAGUGAUGUAGGCUUCACAGUUAAAGCCUGAAACACUGAACCUCCCUUUUGUCUGCUUCCUCUAAAGACCUCAUGAUUCCUCGUUUGCUUUCUUUUUAAAAACAAUUGUGGCCCAGGAAGAGCCUGGAAGGCCAACAAUAGGCUGGCUCUGUCUGCAGCCCCUGGCACUGUACAAAGUAGACUCUGUACAGAGCAAACGGCCCUCUGAAAUGUUCCUAUCCAUUCCCAUUGGUGGGCCGUACCUUCAUUUAUUAUGACAUCCAACCUAGUCUUAGGCCUGUUGUCAUGACCUCAAACCCUGUGCAGAUGGUGUGAGCUGUUUCCUCCCAGCAAUUACAGCCACCGCGUGCUGCCUGCAGAGCCCGGUGUCAGAUGAGAUCGGCCUUGGCAUCUCCAAGGCUAGCAGUCUGCACCUCACUUAGCUUGCAUUCUGCAGCCAUCCACUUAGAGCCUAAAAGAGGCCAAGAAAACCUCAGAAGCCUUUAGCCAUGACCCACAUGCAUUUCUGACUUGGGGCUGGGGUGCGGCAGAGGCCAUGCUUCUGGUGCCUAGGAAUGAGAGACCACCGGAGGGAAGGAUUGGAAGGGAAGAAACAGCCCAUGCUAGACCUCCGGUCGUCUUCUGUUGCAUCUCCCCAAGAGCAGUCACUUUAGACCUUGACUGGGUGAGAGAACUUGGCGGAGACUAUCAACAGGAAGCAGAGGCAGAGUAGCAUGCCCAGAGCUACCCAGCUGUGGCCAGCGGCAUGGGCUCCUGGGUCUCCUGGACCUUGAUCCACUGUUCUCCCAUGAGCCAUAUUGUCACUCUCCCGUUGGUGUCCCUUAGAUGCCAAGAAGAAAUAAGUAGCCCUCUGCCCUAUUAGAAACAUGUUGCAACUGUAUUAAUUUUAGUCCACAGCAAAGAACAGCCGACGACAGGGACAAGGCAGAAUUGUUCACCAUACACAGUAAGGUCUGUUUUUGUUUUUUGUUUUAGUUUUAAAUGAUUCUGCUCUGUAGGGACCUCUUCAGUGAUCUCCGCUUGAUGAGGCCAGUUUGGUGGAACACUGUCUGGUUUUGAAUUCUUUGCUGAUGGCUUUAAUGGAGGUACACUGGUCUUUUUAAAGAGGGGGAAAAGGCCUUCGAUGGCAGAGUCAGGAGUAGGAACAGGCCCAGAAAUGGCUGGCUGGUGCACAGGAGCCACAGCUGGGGAGGUGCAGACCCAUCCAGUGCGUAGAGUGGUUUGCGUGUACGACAGGCUGUCCACAGGGGGCGCUGCUCUCUAGCCUGCAUACUCCACAGCCAUAGCCUUCAGCUGCUCUGUGGGCAGAUGCAUGAGCUGCAUUUGAUGUGAGUGAGUGAUAGCUCACCAUGCAGCCCAAAAGCAUUCCGAGCAAGCCCAUUUUGCAGGGGCUCUCUCUACAGACAAGAUUCCUCUUCUGCAGACAUCGGGGGCAACUGUGAAUGAGACCCAACUUAGACCUCACAUGGAGCCAGGCGCAUGCUUGGAAACAGGGCGGUCUGGUAGGAGUUCAAGUGAAGCUGCCCUUCAGGGAACACCAAACGGCACCAAUCACUGCUCUUUGCUGACAACGGAAGUGGGUCACUAGAAGUUACAUUCGGGUGACUCUUGGGAACAUCACUGGAUUUUGAAGCACUUGCAACAUGAAUCAGAAGCUUUCAAUUCAGUGUCCAUAUGCCUCUUGAAUGAUGGGCAUGAUUUUAAACAGACCGUGACUUAUGAAUACAUGCCCCCCCCCACCCAAAGAAAUACACUGUGUUCUGGGGACAGUGGGUGUGACGGCAUGGAGACAGAUCCCUAAAUAGAAGUGUGAGUUAUUUACAUGUCUUUUCCUUACACCUUUCUGAAGGAUAUAAAUCCCUCUUUAAAAACAAGCCUGGCAAGAAGGUGACUUUGGUAGGAAUUUUGAGCUGUAUGAAAUUGUGUGUGUGUGUGUGUGUGUGUGUGUGUGUGUGUGUGUGUGUGUGUGUGUGUGUGUGCGUGCGUGCGUGCGUGCGUGCAGGCAUUGGAGGGAGGAAGCAUCAGGGAAAGCCAGAGAAACAAUUAGGAGGAAUUCAAGUACAACUCCAUAACCAGGAGGAGUCUUUGAAUAUUUCUGGAGGUGAUGGCGAAUGUUCUGGAAUCCACUUACAGGACUUGUGGGGCUUCGGUUUGAUGUGAAAUUGUACAGUUCUUUUUGAUAGUGUAGCACUUGCUGCAGAGAGGGGCCACAGGGACCACUGCAGAGGCCACAUGGACCACAGCAGGCUUGCCCACUCUGUCAGGAGAUCAGCAGCUUGAUGUCUCCAUCCUGUACCAUGAUGUGAUAGCAGGAAGACGUUUCUUACAUCUCCACAAGAGCUUAAUGCUAAGUAUGGAUUGGAUAAGCAAAUUAUUUCAUGAGUCAUUUUUUCUUUUUAAAUGCUUUUUUGGAAUAUAAGUAAUAGAUACUUUUUUAAAAAUGAAACUAAAGAUAAAAGGAACAAAAAAAAAAAAAGCAAACAACCCACCUAUUGUUCCACCAUCUGAUUGUAACCACUGUUAACCAGUGUGGCUCUUCAGCGUCCUCACUACGCUGCUUUUGUUCCUUUUCCAUGAAAUAUCCUGGUCUCACGCACACUCUUCCACCUUUGUCCCCUUUUACACUGUAUCACAGACGUGUUUCUCUGUUGCUAAGUAAGUAACUACUACUCUUUUUAACACCUGUGUAGUCAUUCCUUGGAUAGUUAAGCUGUUUCCAGUUUUCUACUCUUGUAGUCAGGACUCAAUAAAAACUGUUUCUGACGUCUUUGUAAACUGUUUAGAAUAUUUGCAUAGAAUAAAUUUCUAAUAUUAGCCUUUUCUGAUCUCCAAACCCUGGUUCCUUUCCUUCCUAAACAUGUGAGAGACUCCAUUCACCAGCCCCUGGGUGGUCAGCUCUUUAGGGCCCUGGGAAUAAUUCUGGUCAAGGAUGUGGGCAGAAGUAGUAUCUGAAACUCUAGCCAGGACUGUGGAGGGCGCCAUGCUUGUCUCCAGUGUCUCUGAUCCUUUCCCAUAACAAAUGGUAUUAUCCCAGGGUUAGGGCUUCUCCCGGCCUCGAGGGACUGUGUGGGACAGGUCCUCGCACCCCACUCUGCCUGCCAUCGAGACAGCCAUGCGGCACACACAGAGAUAGACCCUUGUGUUUUACCACUGGGACUUCAGGGUUGAAGACUGACUGCAGCAUAACACAGCCCUAUUUUAACUACUAAGAAAGGCAUCCAUGUUUUUAGGAUCUAAACAUAGCACUUCAAAUUACCUUUCAGAAAGAUGCCCCACACCAACUAUACCUCCCCUCAGAGUGUCUGUGAGCACCCGGCUCCCUCAGCAGCUCUGUCAGUAUCAUGGAGGCAGGAGCUAAGAAAGUUACAGUUUUCGUUAAAAUAUGAUCCUCAUUAGCAAAUGAGCCCCGCCUGCCUCUGCUACCCAAGUGCUGGGGUCAAAGGUGUGCACCACCACCCUGCUUCAGGCCUGCUUCCUCAUAAGGUCUUUAGUGGUCUCAUUCACUCCUCUUUUUUUUUUUUUAGUAUAUGUAUACUACUUGUGUGCCUGAUAUUCAAGGAGACCAGAAGAGAGGGUAUCAGAUGCCCUGGAACUGGAGAAGGUUGUGAGCUGCCAUGUGGGUGCUGGGAGUCAAACCCUCUGAAAGCAUACCUAGUGCUCUUAACCACUGAGCCAUCUCUCCAUUACUCAGCCCCCCUUUUGUUUGCUUUUUAUUUAUUUAUUUAUUUUUUUUGAAACAAGGUCUCAUCCAUAUAACUGGCUAGCCUGGAGUUCUCUGGGUAGACCACACUAGCCUUAAAUGUAUGGCAAUCCUCCUGCCUCAGCCUUCCAAGUGCUGGAAUUACAGGCUUGCUCCACCACAGACAGCGGUUUCAUUGAUGUCAAAAUUUCUUCAUAAAUAUUAUAAAAACUAAAGUCAUAUCAUGGCUUUUAGAGAAAUUCUUGCACAGGAAGAAACCUUUUUUUAUCUUUUCCUUUAUAGUUAAUCCUUUGUUGUCAUGAUUGUGAAAGUUUUUCUGGUUCUGAUCCCAGCCUACUCUGUUCAUUAGUGUAUUGAUCUUGUACGUUCAUUAACCCCGUUUCAGCUGUGGAAUCUCUGAUCUCAGCCAGGCAGGACGAUCAGCCGCAUAGAAAGACUAAGCGCCAGCCUUGACUAUUUAUGGAGACCCUAUCUCAAAAACACAAGACAAACCAGAAACAAACAAACCAACCAGUCAGUUGUGAUGCAUACCUUUAAUUCCAGUACAAAGAAGGCAGAAGCAGGGGGAUCUCUGUGAGUUCCCAAGCCAGCCAGGGUUGCACAGUGAGAUCCUGUCUCCAAAACAAAUAAAACAACACAGCAAAACAAAACUGCCCUUUUAUUCCUAAUUUAUUUCUAAAUUGCACCAAAACUAUUUGGGGGGAAAGGACCCUUUCUUUACUGAUGUCAAAUUGCAUUUUAUGUACCCUACCCCUGAGCGGGUGUGAGCUGUACUUGUGAACUGCCUGUCCGUGUAUUCUGCUACUGGGACUACACUUGUUAGGUAAUCCUAAUUUAGGUUUGAAAUCCCCAGUUAAUGAUUUUUUUAAAUUUGCUAGUCUCCUUUAUAUACUAAUAUUUCCAAAAGAAAUUCAGGGGCCAUUUUUUAAAUUUUGGAAUCCUUGGAAAUUGAAUUACAUAAUAUUUCUAUCUUACAAGAGAAGUAACAUCUCUGUAACCUCUUUUGUUUCACUAAAUUUAUAAUGUUCAGUCUAUUUUUUAUAAAGGUAAUUUUUUCCUUGCGGUUGUUGCUGUAAAUGAGAUCUUUCCCGACAGUUACAUAGAUAUAACACUGCUUUGUCAGUGAAAAAUCCUUCCCCUUGGAUUUCUAUUUGAGGACAGCAAAUAAACAUUACAUAAAUUUAGACAUAAAAAAAACUAUAGAAAAUCAAAAUCUCCUAUAAUUAAAAUUAAAAUUCCCUCUGAUCCAAGAUACUCAACAAUUAUGUAAAGUCUACACACCACACACACACACACACACACACACACACACACACACAAACACAUACAUACACACACACACAAAUACACACACAGUGUUUAUCAUCUUGACAGUUUGACACAGCCCCUCUGCUACGUGCAUUCUUUGCUUGGAGAAGAUCUUGACCAUCAGGAAGCAUCGAUCAAUCUACCUCAUUUUAUCUACACAGAAGAGUGUGUCUGCGAACAAGUCCAUUUCCAGUCUGUCCAGCCGCUCACUGGUUAAUUCUUUUGGUCUUAACUUCCUUUGCCUUCCUUGUAGGUGAUGACCUUGAUUAGUGAUGAUGAUAUCAUGCCCAGAGUGUUCACUUUCUUGCCUUCCCACGCUGACCGGCCCCUCUGUAACAGUGACAGAGUUGUUUAUGAUUGUGCUAGUCUCGAACAUGCCUCUCCACAUACCUCCCCUUUGGUGAGGACAAGUUAGUGUCUUUACCUGUGACUCUUGUAUAGUCAAGCCAUACUCUCAUGUCUCUGGUUUGCUGGCAAGUAAGGAGUGUUAGGAUUUUAGGAAAUGAAUUUUUAACAUCUGUCAAGCUGUUCAAAUGACUUUUCUCUAUCAUGACUUAAGAUGACUUAAGAUGUAGUUAAAUGCUCCUUCUGUUUCCCCAAAACCCUGAUGUAGUCACCGUACUUUGUUAUUCUUUUAAUAUACACCUCCCUUUGAAGUUAACAGUGGUUACUCAUGAUUGGUUGGUCUUUGGUACAUUUUUACUUAUUUGUGCUUUCAGAUUUUUUCUACAAAAGUUGCCUAUUACUUGUAUAAUAAAAUUAAGAGCUUUACAAUGAGAAAAGACUUCUUGAUUUUAUCAGUUCCUUUUAUUUUAGAAUUCCAUAUCUCAUUAAUACGAUGCAUAAUUGUGAUUUUUCUGCUGUCCUUGUCAGGUGUUUUUAUGUGAAUCUCCUUUAAAAUGUAUCUUGGGCCACUUUCUAUCUCUUUUUCUAUGCCCUGGAACAGUUCAAGUAACAUUCAGAACUUCUCGCUCUUUGAAGUUUUUAUAACCUGUAUACAACUGUCCAAGUCUAGUGCCUUUUAAAGAAAUAAUUCUUCCAUAAUUUUAAAUCGUUUUCCAUAUUCAUGGGUCUCUUUGAAGUUGCUUCUUACUCUGUAAGAUUUCUGACAACUUAACUUGUACUAACUGAUGAUUGUCUAAGGUUUUUGGGAUAUGCUGAUGUCGAAUUGUAUGAUUUUUUUCCCCUUAGUGUUGUAUGUCUCUGCUUCCCAUUUUAUUCUGACUAGGUUUUCAAUAAGUAGUCGAUUUUUAAUCAUCUUUUCAAAAACACAGCGUUGGAGUUUAUACGCACAUCUCCAGUUUUACCUUUUUAUGACUGUUGUUUUUCCCUUGGUAUUUUUCCAGCUUUUCAAGUUAAAGGCCAUCUUGACUUCUUACGCAGGGAAAGGCACAGUAACUCCUGUUGUAAGCCUGUGACCUUUCCUCGAAGUACAUCUGUAUCCCAUAAAUGUUUACGUGUGAUGUGAUUGUUAUAAAUAACUUACCACUUCAGGUUGGGGUUUAUCUUUUACUGAGGAGUUAUUUUAAAUUAUACUUUUAGAUUUCCCAAUCAUUCGUCUUCGUUGCUGUUACUUUUAACAUUUAUUACAGACUGCGUUUUUACCUCGUUGUCAAGGAGGGUAAGGCCUGCACACAGUGUGCUUUGGAGUUCAUUAACAUUUUGUUGAGACCUAGUAGGUUUUCAGUUUUAGUGAGAUACCCAGGAAGUUAGAGAAGGUAUAUGCUUUUAAGCAACAAUAUUUGAUCUAUGUAUGAUAAUUUGACCUUACUAAAUACACUCUUGUGGACCUUUAACUUUUAUUUUAACUCAUUAACGACUAAGGCUUGUCCCAUUACCACUGUAUGUCUGUCCUUUCCUCAUGUACCUAACAGUUUCUGCUUGUGUAUUUCUGUUUCCAUAGAAAAAUGACCCUUUUAUAUUUAAGGAAAAAGUUGUUUUCCUAAAGACUUGUGUCCCUUGGCUUUGAUGUAAUAGAGUUGUUUAUGUAUAAA
Molecule: messenger RNA, 11152 nt
Organism: Rattus norvegicus (Norway rat)
Lineage: Eukaryota; Metazoa; Chordata; Mammalia; Rodentia; Muridae
Source: RefSeq, a predicted model, not a curated record